UGCGCAAUCCUAUGUUGUGAUUUUAACAGUCGCGAGCAACAUGUCUGCCUCCAUGGUGCGAGCGACCGUUCGAGCGGUCAGCAAAAGAAAGAUACUGGCCACAAAAGCGGCGUUGACACUGACUCCAGCAGCAGUGAGCAAGAUCAGAUUGUUGUUGCAGGACAGACCAGAAUAUAUUGGUUUGAAGGUUGGCGUGAGAACACGUGGGUGUAAUGGGCUGACUUACACACUGGAUUACACCAAGAAGAAAGAAAAGUCUGAUGAGGAAGUAGUACAGGAUGGUGUAAGAGUGUUUAUAGAGAAGAAGGCCCAGCUGACCCUUCUGGGAACUGAGAUGGACUUUGUGGAGUCAAAGCUGUCUAGUGAAUUUGUCUUCAACAAUCCUAACAUCAAGGGCACAUGUGGUUGUGGAGAAAGCUUCAACAUGUGAGCACCAUGGAGCCUCAGUCCCCCUUCCCUGCUCCAGACCCUGUCUCACUGAUAAAGACUGACAAGGCAGUCUGAUGUAAGGAAAUCUUUGAGAUGUGGGCAUCCUUGAGUUACUACCACUGCUCUUCCUGCAAACCACUCGCACAUAUGUAGUCAUGAAAUCCAUGUAUGCAUAUUGAUGCUUAGAAGAUUUUAAUGCAAUUGAUGUAGUCAGAACCAUCUUGACAAAAAUGAUUUUUAGGUUCAGAUACCUCUGAUGUAGACAACUGUUUAUACUCGGCUCUGCAUCUUAAAAAAAAUCUCUUAGGACCUCAAAAGAAAUGACUUUUUAGGUUAAAGCUGUGUUAUUCACACUGUUUUCAUAAAUUCAGUCAGGUCUUGCCAUGGCUUGUGUGAGGAGAAAAUGAUCCAUGUCCUGAGAACAUGUUCACUAAAGCUGAGAUCAGAUGGGAUUUGCACUGUUAAACAAAAGGAUGAAGCAUGAUGUUUCAACGUUUGAAUCUGUCCUCCAAAACUUGCAGAAAGCCAACAAUCAGCUGUUUGACAAACACACCUUUAAGGUGUGCUAUUAUCCAGGGUCAUGUACCAGUAGUAUGCAGAAGUGGAAGAGCUUGAGUGUCUUGAAACUGUUUUAUCAGUUUGUAAAAGCUUUUUGAAAAGUAUAUAUUUAUCUCUGUGUGUAAAUAACUAAGAUUGUAAAUCCCUUGAACAACAACAACAUACGCACAAAAAAAACCAACGCACAAAAUAUGCAUCCCUCAAGUGAAACAUGAGGUUUCUGUUUUUUCUUUUUGCUUGAUGAAAGCCAGGAUUUUGUUUGUAUAGAUGCUCUUAAGAUUCGUAACCUGUGCAAUAUGUCAGUGUAUAUAUGAAAGAAUAAAUAGAUCAC
This is a messenger RNA of Pelmatolapia mariae (spotted tilapia), 1318 nucleotides long. It is a transcript of the gene isca1, whose product is annotated as iron-sulfur cluster assembly 1. Gene Ontology annotation, cellular component: mitochondrion; cytoplasm. The record is from RefSeq and is a predicted model, not a curated record. NCBI's taxonomy places the organism in Eukaryota, Metazoa, Chordata, Actinopteri, Cichliformes, Cichlidae. Gene Ontology annotation, molecular function: 2 iron, 2 sulfur cluster binding. The transcript is spliced from 4 exons. Bases 41 to 430 code for a protein of 129 amino acids. Gene Ontology annotation, biological process: iron-sulfur cluster assembly.